Messenger RNA from Macrosteles quadrilineatus (aster leafhopper), 2049 nucleotides. RefSeq lists its product as uncharacterized. Lineage: Eukaryota; Metazoa; Arthropoda; Insecta; Hemiptera; Cicadellidae. The coding region runs from base 1 to 2049 and encodes 682 amino acids. The record is from RefSeq and is a predicted model, not a curated record. Gene Ontology annotation, biological process: DNA integration. Gene Ontology annotation, molecular function: nucleic acid binding. The transcript is spliced from 4 exons.
AUGGACAAACUCCUCAAGCCUGACCGAUUUGAUGUAGAGCCAGAAAGUGAUGGUGCAGAAGAACAAUGGCUGCAUUGGUACCAGACUUUUACCAAUUUCCUUGAGGAAUGUGACUCUAAUGCAACAAAUGAAAAGGAACACUCAAGCGUUGAAGUCUCAUUUGGGGGUAAGAAACCUACGCUGAAGGUGUGCGGACUUACAGCAGCUAAGGUUGCACCCGUCCACUUGUUUUCAAACUUAACUCUUGACUGUAGACCUAUUGCAGUUAAGUCACGACGUUAUUCAGAAGAAGAUUCGAAAUUCAUAAAAGAAGAAACUGAACGCUUGUUGAAAGAGGGUAUCAUUGAACCAAGCACUUCACCUUGGAGAGCACAAAUGAAUCAGCUGAGCUCUAGCCUUAAUAAGCCACGACACAAGUCCAAUGUCAGCCUUAUCAGUCAGCAAUGUCCUGCCGCCGCGGUCAAGGUCAAGGAGCAAGUACUGGUCUCGAUAUCGCGCUGUCAUCGCUUGCCCUACACAAAAACCACGCCAUCGCUCUCUCUCGCACUCGACCACUGUCUUGAGACCGAUGCAUCUGAGUUUGCAAUCGGCUCAACCUUGUCACAAGCAGGACGUCCAGUAGCUUUUUAUUCGAAAACAUUAUCAAAAUCUGAAAAGAACCAUUCUUCUGUUGAAAAAGAAGCUCAAGCAAUCGUAGAAUCUCUUAAGAAGUGGAGACACUAUCUUAUUGGCCGGCCAUUCCUACUCAUUACAGACCAAAGAUCAGUUUCUUUCAUGUUUGACAAUAAAAGAUUUGGAAAAAUAAAGAAUGAAAAGAUACAACUUUGGCGUUUAGAACUGUCUUGUUUCAAGUAUGAUAUCGUAUAUCGACCAGGCAAGGAAAAUGGAGUUGCAGACACCAUGUCACGAUUGUGUGGAACGAUUUGUGGUCGUCCAAACUUAAAUGAUAUCCACACGAGCCUGUGUCACCCGGGAGUGACAAGAUUUUACCACUGGAUUAGAUCGAAAAACUUACCUUUUUCACUGGAAGAAGUUCGUCGUACUACAGCUCAAUGUCGAAUUUGUGCUGAACUUAAGCCUAGGUUUUGUAAAUAUGAAGGUACGUUAAUCAAAGCUACAGCACCUUUUGAGCGACUAAACUUAGACUUUAAAGGACCAAUUCCAAGUGCUACGCAAAAUAAAUACAUAUUAACUGUUGUAGACGAGUAUUCACGAUAUCCAUUUGCUUUCCCCUGUAGAGACAUGACUUCCAGUACCGUGAUUGAGAAACUGAAAGAAAUGUUUACAAUUUUUGGUAUGCCUUCAUUCAUUCAUUCAGACCGAGGAACGUCAUUAAUGUCAGACGAAUUAAAGUCUUUCUUACAAACUCAUGGUGUUGCGUCAAGCCACUCUUCUGCUUAUAAUCCUAGAGGGAAUGGCCAAGUAGAGAGAUUCAAUGGCACUAUAUGGAAGACUGUUAUGCUUGCCCUCAGAACCCAAGACCUACCCGUAAAGUAUUGGGAAUCAGUUCUUCCUGAAGCACUUCACUCAAUAAGGUCAUUAUUAUGUACAUCAACCAAUACAACACCUCAUGAACUGAUGUUUAAGCACCCCAGAAGAUCGUAUUAUGGAGGUUCAGUUCCAAGCUGGCUGUCACAACCCGGCCCAGUGCUGUUGAGAAAGCACAACAGACCCAGCAAGUAUGACUCACUUGUAGAAGAGGUAGAACUUAUUCAAGCAAAUCCAGGUUAUGCUCAUGUGAAACUCCCAAAUGGACAAGAGAAGACAGUAUCCAUAAGAGAUCUGGCCCCAGCACCUGGACAAUCAUCUUUAGAAACAGACUACCAAUUGCCAGAAACAUGUGGAAAUGAACAAGUUAUUCAAGAACCGGAGGUUUCAUUUGAUCAAGAACAAGUUGAAAAUGAUUGUAGUGGGACAUUAAGUGACACGAAUGUACCAGUUGAACAUGCAAACAGUUCUUGCAAAGACUCAAGUUCAGUGCCUUCCAAAACGCAUCCACAGCGUAUACGGCAAAGACCUUACUAUCUAAAAGACUACUUCUCGUUUUAG